AUGAAGAGGAGUCGAGAGGAGAUGCCAACGACCCUGCAUCGGCGGACGCAGUCGCAUGGCAGCAUCCUGCCCACAAAUGCAUCUUCAUCUUCAUCUUCUGCACGUGCCUCCACAUUUCUACCCCCUGCCGCCCCCUCCCUCGGUUCAUCUUCAUCUUCAUCUUCUUCCGUCGCCCGACCACCCUCGCACAUUCAAAUCACGCGCCCGCCCCAACCGCGAAGGGAGACCUCAUCGCGGCACACGCCCACGCCGACCAGCGGCGGACGAUUGGCCGCCAAUCCAUCCACGCCCGCGGCCGCCAAGUCUUCAUCUUCGCCCUUUGGGGGCUUCAGCGCGUCGCGCGCCAUCGACGAGUCGCUGCUCAUGGGCACCUGCCGCCGCAUCCAGCAGUACGAGACCCUCGAGCAAGUCGGCGAGGGCACUUACGGCGUCGUCUAUCGGGCGCGGGACAUGCGAAGCAACAGGAUCGUGGCGCUGAAGAAGGUGCGCAUGGAGAAGGAGAAGGACGGCAUCCCCAUCACGUGCCUGCGCGAGGUCAAGAUCCUCAAGGAGGUGGACCACCCCAACAUCGUGCGGCUGCUCGGCGUCACCGUCGGCCGCCAGCUCGACGCAAUGUAUUUGGCGUUCGAGUAUGUGGAACAUGACCUUGCGGGUCUGAUCGACAACAUGAAGAAGCCGUUCACCGAGGCCGAGGUCAAGUGCCUCAUGAUGCAGCUCCUCCGCGCGGUUCACUACCUACACAGAAACUACUACAUCCACCGAGACCUGAAGCUGUCCAAUCUGCUGUUUAGCAACAAGGGCGAGCUCAAGCUAUGCGACUUUGGCCUCGCGCGCAUCUUCGGCGAACCCAACAAGGCCAUGACACCCAAAGUGGACAUGUGGGCCGUCGGGUGCAUCUUCGGGGAGCUGCUCAUGAACACGCCCGUGAUGCCCGGCAAAACCGAGAUCGAGCAGCUGCAGCUCAUGUGCCGCCUGCUGGGCACCCCCAACGACAAAAUUUGGCCGGGGUAUUACGAGCUGCCGAACGCCAAGAUCAUUGCCGGCCUGCCCCAGCAGAACUACCACAUGAUCAGCAACAAGUUCAAGUUCCUUUCGCCGGCUGGCCAGGACCUGAUCAAGAAAUUCCUCACGUAUGACCCGAACAAGCGGAUAACGGCCUACCAGGCCCUGCAGCACCCCUACUUCACGGAGUCGCCCAUGCCCAAAUCGCCGGACAUGAUGCCCACCUUCCCCACCAAGCUCAACACCGGCUACCGACGCGCGCGAAGGUCGGACGAGGUGCAGGAGGACAGGCGCAUGGACGAGGAGCGACGACACCAGAACGAUCGGUUCGGCGAGGUCUUCGGCGACCACGACUAUGCCGGCGGCGCGCCGCUCAAAAAGAGGCGCUUCUAA
Messenger RNA from Acanthamoeba castellanii str. Neff, 1395 nucleotides. Its product is annotated as protein kinase domain containing protein. The transcript is spliced from 7 exons. The coding region runs from base 1 to 1395 and encodes 464 amino acids. The record is from RefSeq and is a predicted model, not a curated record. Gene Ontology annotation, molecular function: ATP binding; cyclin-dependent protein serine/threonine kinase activity. Lineage: Eukaryota; Discosea; Longamoebia; Acanthamoebidae. Gene Ontology annotation, cellular component: nucleus. Gene Ontology annotation, biological process: regulation of mitotic cell cycle; protein phosphorylation.